Messenger RNA from Protopolystoma xenopodis, 627 nucleotides. Lineage: Eukaryota; Metazoa; Platyhelminthes; Monogenea; Polystomatidea; Polystomatidae. The record is from the annotation of a GenBank genome assembly.
CUUACAAACUUACUCAUAGUUAUGCAUCAUCAGGACGAGUCUAUUUCCCCACUAUUUGCGGUCAAUUCUCAAGUCUGUCAGGUUGAUCGCAACUCCUCGCUACCAUCAACGGCACCUGCAAUGACCACACCUUCCAAUGCUUCUGCGCCCACUCCCUUUGCCACCACCAAUGGCUGUAAAUCGGAUUUUUCAUCAGCAGAGACAGCACCUGUUCGUCGUGCCUUCCAGUGGGAUGUCCAGCCUGCUCUGGCUGGUCGAGCCCAAUGCGGUUUCGUUGGCCUUCGCAACGGCGGUGCAACCUGUUACAUGAAUGCCGUUCUCCAGCAGUUAUUUAUGCAGCCGGGUAUUCCGGAGACGUUAUUGAGUGUGACGGAGACUGAGGAUUUAGACGAAAAAAAUAUUUUAGUACAAACACAAAAGCUCUUCGGACAUUUACUGACUUCUCAGCUUCAAUUCUACAGUCCCGAAUCAUUCUGGGCAGCGUUUAGGCUUUGGGACCAGAAGAAUCCAGUAAAUCCUAAAGAACAGCAAGAUGCUUUCGAUUUUUUUCAGGCUCUUAUUGAUCAGCUAGACGAAGAAUUGAAGGUUAGUCUGACCAUUUGUUUAAAUCAAGACUUAAUUAAGUGA